Molecule: messenger RNA, 732 nt
Organism: Carica papaya (papaya)
Lineage: Eukaryota; Viridiplantae; Streptophyta; Magnoliopsida; Brassicales; Caricaceae
Source: RefSeq, a predicted model, not a curated record
GGGUUUGGAUACACCGGUUAGACUCGGAGAAAAACGCGGUGUUAAACCAGAGAAAAAUCAUUGAUGCUUCCUCCUUUUAUGCGUUCCAGGGAAAGACAGGGCAACUUUUUGCUGUUUUGGAGGAGAAGCAGAUUAUUCAAUUAUCUGAAACAGUUGCCGCAUCCUUUGAAACCAUGGAGAGUAAAACUAGUGUUCAGUCCAAAGGUAGAUGGAGGCAAAUGGGAUCUGAAGAGAGGAAGGCUGCAGUUCAUGAAGAAAUUAUGAGAAUGAACCAACUUCCUGCUAGUAGCAGUUAUGCAGUUCAUCGUCGGCGUGUUCUCAAUAAAGUUCUCCAGCUAUUAUCCAUUCAGAGAACUGUGUCGCAGGAAGAGGAGUUGGAGUUGCUUUUUGCUGGGCUAUCUCUAUGAACUGUACUGGCCAUGGUCAACGGGUAUCACAGCAACUGUGGAGUAUGAGAUCACAAAUUUCUGUAACACUGGAGAAACAUGGUUCAAACUUUUGUAGUUAAUGUAUAGAACAAAACGUCUCUCUCCCUAAUGCUUGAAAUGCCUGUGAAUAUUUUUGUCAGCUGUCCUUUUGACAGGUCUUCCUUCUCAGGUUUGAUAUGGGUGUUUCUUGGUUACUUUUGUUUAGACUAACCAUCUUUAGAAACUAAAGACUUAAGGCUGAGGUUUGUGGUACUUUUUUGUCAUAUUUUAAACUGUGAAUAUCAUUGUUAGUUUGUUCUGGAAA